This is a messenger RNA of Triticum dicoccoides, 580 nucleotides long. RefSeq lists its product as uncharacterized. Bases 106 to 309 code for a protein of 67 amino acids. Lineage: Eukaryota; Viridiplantae; Streptophyta; Magnoliopsida; Poales; Poaceae. The transcript is spliced from 3 exons. The record is from RefSeq and is a predicted model, not a curated record.
UGCUCUCGUCCUUUUCUCCCGUCUCGCUCCCUACCCCAGUUCCUCCACCAUUCCAUUCCCCAAACCGUGGCCAGGAUCGUCGUCGUCCUUCUCCUCCUCGCCAAGAUGACGGAACCACCAUUUUUGCCACGUGAGAGGCUUUUUAAGCAGCAGCAGUAUUUCCAGAGCUUGAGCAAGCACACUCACCUGAAAGGGCGUUACGAUGCGAUCACCUCCGUCGGCAUCCCCCUUGCGCUUGCUGCAUCGAGCCUAUUCAUGAUUGGCCGUGGUGUCUACAACAUGUCUCACGGAAUUGGGAAAAAGGAGUGACCGUCAGUGGCUUCGCUGCUGGGUCAGUACUUUGACAUGGGAGCGGUUCUUAAUUUGAAAGGAUUUUGCUGUUCGAAGGUUAUGAGCCCGUGACGUCUUUUUUAGUUGCACAAAUAAUGCCAUCAAAGCUCCAUCUGUGGGCACAUUUCUAGUUCUCCUUUCGUUGGUUCUUGUGGGCACCUGGUGUCAGCGAACCGAUACUGAAUUGACAGCAACAAGGUCCAAUUAUCGGCAAUGUUGCUAUGUGUUCUCUUUUAACCUGUGGUAUACU